Hyaena hyaena (striped hyena) is the source of this 3610-nucleotide messenger RNA. It is a transcript of the gene PRKD2, whose product is annotated as protein kinase D2. Gene Ontology annotation, biological process: protein phosphorylation. The record is from RefSeq and is a predicted model, not a curated record. Gene Ontology annotation, molecular function: protein serine/threonine kinase activity; ATP binding. Lineage: Eukaryota; Metazoa; Chordata; Mammalia; Carnivora; Hyaenidae. The transcript has 18 exons. The coding region runs from base 705 to 3341 and encodes 878 amino acids.
UAAACUUUGGAGGGGGAAAAAGAGCCACCGGCGCCCGGCGCCGGGCGACCCUCCCUUGCCCCCCCCCCUCCACCGCCGCCGGGAACGCCCCCUCCUCCGCGGCCCCCGACCGAACUUUCCUCCAACUUCUGAGACCCGUGAGAUACCCUCCUUAGUACCCCGGCCCUCAGAAUCCCUUUGCCCAUCCCUGGGCCCGUCGGAUCCCUGGGUUCCACUCGAUCCCCGACUCAGAGACUCCUGUCCUCCACCGCUAGGGUCUGGUGAAUCCCCUCGGGCCCCCUUCUUAAUUGAAUCCUUUUCUUAGAGCCAUUGGAUUCUGGGACACCCCCCCUCUCCGCCCGCUCUCUCCUCAAGCCUUUCUCUCCCCGAAGGGCCUCUGGAUCCUGGGUUCCUCCCCUGAUCCCGACCUACUAGAUUUCCUUGAUUUCUUAGAACCUCUCAGUCUCUGGGUCCCUCAAACCAUUAGAUUUCUCCUUUAUGAUUCCCUGGCGUCUGACCCACUAGCUUAAAUUUCUCUAUUUUCCCAGGGUCCCGCCACCCUCGAGUGCCCUCAACCUGAUAGGUUUCUUUUCUCGUAGCCCCGGGAUCCCGGCACCCCCACCACCAGCUUACCAGCUCCUUCGAAUCCGGUGACCCGGGUUCCCCGGGCUCCUUCAGCCGGAUCCCGGGUGGGCGCCGGGCGGCUGGUCCCGGGCCUCCCCCCUAUGGCCGCCUCCCCCUCCCAUCUCGCCGGGCUCCCAGGCUCUCCCGGGCCUGGGUCUCCUCUGCCCCCCGGCGGCUUGGAGUUGCAGUCGCCGCCACCGCAGCUGGCCCAGAUCCCAGCUCCCAGCUCCGGGGUCUCCUUCCACAUCCAGAUCGGGCUGACCCGCGAGUUUGUGCUGCUGCCCACCGCCUCCGAGCUGGCCCAUGUGAAGCAGCUGGCUUGCUCCAUCGUGGACCAGAAGUUCCCCGAGUGCGGCUUCUACGGCCUUUACGACAAGAUCCUUCUCUUCAAACAUGACCCCACGUCGGCCAACCUCUUGCAGCUGGUGCGCUCCGUCGGAGACAUCCAGGAGGGCGACCUGGUGGAGGUGGUGCUGUCGGCUUCGGCCACCUUCGAGGACUUCCAGAUCCGCCCCCACGCCCUCACCGUUCACUCCUACCGGGCGCCUGCCUUCUGCGAUCACUGCGGGGAGAUGCUCUUCGGCCUUGUGCGCCAGGGCCUCAAGUGUGACGGCUGUGGACUGAACUACCACAAGCGCUGCGCCUUCAGCAUCCCUAACAAUUGCAGCGGGGCCCGCAAGCGCCGCCUGUCGUCCACGUCUCUGGCCAGUGGCCAUUCCGUGCGCCUCAGCACCUCUGAGUCCCUGCCGUGCAUGGUCGAUGAGCUGAGCCGUAGUACCACCGAGCUCCUGCCUCGCCGCCCCCCAUCCUCCUCCUCCUCCUCUUCUGCCUCCUCCUACACCGGGCGCCCGAUCGAGCUAGACAAGAUGCUGCUCUCCAAGGUCAAGGUGCCGCACACAUUCCUCAUCCACAGCUACACCCGGCCCACCGUCUGCCAGGCUUGCAAGAAGCUCCUCAAAGGCCUCUUUCGCCAGGGCCUGCAGUGCAAAGACUGCAAGUUCAACUGUCACAAGCGCUGUGCCACCCGCGUCCCUAACGACUGUUUGGGGGAGGCGCUCAUCAACGGAGAUGUCCCGAUGGAGGAGGCCACUGAUUACAGCGAGGCUGACAAGAGCUCCCUCAUGGACGAGCCCGAUGACACCGGGAUCAUCCCAGGCUCCCACUCGGAAAAUGCCCUUCAUGCCAGUGAGGAGGAGGAAGGCGAGGAAGGCAAGGCCCAGAGCUCCUUGGGGUACAUCCCCCUAAUGAGGGUAGUGCAGUCGGUGCGACACACGACACGGAAAUCUAGCACCACCCUGCGCGAGGGUUGGGUGGUUCAUUACAGCAACAAGGACACGCUGAGGAAGCGGCACUAUUGGCGCCUGGACUGCAAGUGCAUCACGCUCUUCCAGAACAACACGACCAACAGAUACUACAAGGAAAUUCCACUGUCAGAAAUCCUCACUGUGGAGCCCGCCCAGAACUUCAGCCUUGUGCCACCAGGCACCAACCCCCACUGCUUCGAGAUCGUCACUGCCAAUGUCACCUACUUUGUGGGCGAGACACCCGGCGGGGCCCCGGGGGGGCCCAGUGGGCAGGGAGCCGAGGCCGCCCGGGGCUGGGAAACGGCCAUCCGCCAGGCCCUGAUGCCCGUCAUCCUCCAGGACGGGCCCAGCACCCCAGGCCACACACCCCACAGACAAGCUUCUCUGAGCAUCUCCGUGUCUAACAGCCAGAUCCAAGAGAAUGUGGACAUCGCCACAGUCUACCAGAUCUUCCCUGAUGAGGUGCUGGGCUCGGGGCAGUUUGGAGUGGUCUAUGGAGGAAAGCACCGGAAGACAGGCCGGGACGUGGCAGUAAAGGUCAUUGACAAACUGCGUUUCCCCACCAAGCAGGAAAGCCAGCUCCGGAACGAAGUGGCCAUUCUGCAGAGUCUGAGGCACCCCGGGAUCGUGAAUCUGGACUGUAUGUUUGAGACGCCAGAGAAGGUGUUCGUGGUCAUGGAGAAGCUGCAUGGGGACAUGCUGGAGAUGAUCCUGUCCAGCGAGAAGGGCCGGCUGCCUGAGCGCCUCACCAAGUUCCUCAUCACCCAGAUCCUGGUGGCUUUGAGACACCUUCACUUCAAGAACAUCGUCCACUGUGACUUGAAACCAGAGAACGUGUUGCUGGCAUCCGCUGACCCGUUUCCUCAGGUGAAGCUGUGCGACUUCGGCUUCGCGCGCAUCAUCGGCGAGAAGUCGUUCCGGCGCUCGGUGGUGGGCACGCCUGCCUACCUGGCGCCCGAGGUGCUGCUCAACCAGGGCUACAACCGCUCCCUGGACAUGUGGUCGGUGGGCGUGAUCAUGUACGUCAGCCUCAGUGGCACGUUCCCCUUCAACGAGGACGAGGACAUCAAAGACCAGAUCCAGAACGCCGCCUUCAUGUACCCAGCCUGCCCCUGGAGCUGCAUCUCCUCCGGAGCCAUUGACCUCAUCAACAACCUGCUGCAGGUGAAGAUGCGCAAGCGCUACAGCGUGGACAAAUCUCUCAGUCACCCCUGGUUACAGGAGUACCAGACGUGGCUGGACCUCCGAGAGCUGGAGGGGAAGAUGGGCGAGCGGUACAUCACGCACGAGAGUGACGACGCGCGCUGGGAGCAGUUCGUGGCAGAGCACCCGCUGCCCGGGCCCGGCCUGCCCGCCGGUGGGGACUUCGGGGGGGCCCUCCCGCCGCAGGACCACGAGCUGCAGGGGCUGGCCGAGCGCAUCAGCGUCCUCUGAGGCCCCGUCCUUCUGCCCUGGCUGCCCCAUGAUGCUGCCCUCCGGUCCCCGAGGAGCCGCCCUCCCGCCCCAUCUCAUGGAACUGUUCCUCCUAAGGAGAAGCGGCUUCCUGCCCAAACCGGGCGACACCAGCCCCGGGGGAGGAGCCCGGCGGGUGUCCGUGCAGGGGGGUAGUUAUUUCCAACUACCCAACAUGAAUUCCCCAGCAAUUAAAACGAACUCAUCUCUGGCCCCAAGGCCUGGGUUUCUGGCCACGCUGCACUCUCGUA